Andrographis paniculata is the source of this 4017-nucleotide messenger RNA. Its product is annotated as TNF receptor-associated factor homolog 1b-like. Gene Ontology annotation, molecular function: protein binding. Lineage: Eukaryota; Viridiplantae; Streptophyta; Magnoliopsida; Lamiales; Acanthaceae. The record is from RefSeq and is a predicted model, not a curated record. Bases 212 to 3676 code for a protein of 1154 amino acids. The transcript is spliced from 13 exons.
UAAUUUUUAUGUCCUCCGCCCUCUACUCAUCUUCUGCUAAACUCCCCCCUUUUGUUUUCCAUCCGCCUUCUUCUCCAAUCUUGCCUCUGCCCACGCCCACCUGAGUGAAAUUAUCAGAAACAGCUUCGUCUUGGGUUUAUCUCUAGGCUUGUUCGUUUCGGGUUCUUCGAUCUGAAUUGGACUGGGAAUUGGGGGAGUUAAGGACAGGGAAAUGGCGGGAGCAGCAACUGAGGAGCCAAGUGCUGGAAAGUGUGAAGGAGUGAGCAGGCAGGCGAGCUGUCAAGCCGGGGAAGCGAUGGCGGAGUGGAGGUCAUCGGAGCAGGUUGAAAAUGGGACUCCAUCUACUUCACCUCCGUAUUGGGACAGUGAUGAUGACGAUGAUGGAGGCCCAAAACCUUCUGAGUUAUUCGGAAAGAACACAUGGAAGAUUGAGAAGUUCUCCCAGAUUAACAAAAGAGAGCUUCGCAGUGAUCCAUUUGAUGUUGGAGGCUAUAAAUGGUACAUUUUGAUAUACCCACAAGGCUGUGAUGUCUGCAAUCAUCUUUCCUUGUUCCUUUGUGUUGCCAACCAUGAGAAGCUUUUGCCAGGCUGGAGUCAUUUUGCUCAGUUCACUAUAUGUGUGGUCAAUAAAGAUCCCAAAAAAUCAAAGUAUUCUGAUACAUUACACCGAUUCUGGAAAAAGGAGCAUGAUUGGGGUUGGAAGAAAUUUAUGGAGCUGUCAAAGCUAUUGGAUGGAUUUAUUGACGCCGAUAGUUUGACUAUCAAGGCUCAAGUGCAAGUCCUACGGGAGAGAGCGGAUAGGCCAUUCCGCUGUCUUGACUGCCCAUAUAGGAGAGAGCUUGUGCGAGUCUAUUUGACAAAUGUAGAACAAAUUUGUCGCCGUUUUGUGGAGGAGAGAAGAGUCAAACUUGGGAAGCUGAUAGACGAUAAAGAUAAAUGGUCCAGCUUCUGUUCAUUCUGGAUGGGUAUGGACCAAAGCUACAAGCGGCGUAUGUCUCAAGAGAAAACUGAGUCAAUAUUGAAAAUUGUUGUGAAACAUUUUUUCAUAGAAAAAGAAGUCACAUCAACCCUUGUCAUGGAUUCCUUGUACAGCGGUCUUCGGGCUCUUGAAGGUUGUGAAAAGGGAAAAAAGAGCAAGGGUUCGGAGACUGAAGAACCGGGAGUUCCUAUAAUUCGCAUUGAGAAAGAUAUGUUUGUAUUGGUUGAUGAUGUGCUGCUACUACUUGAGAAGGUUUCCAUGGAACCUUUACCCCCAAAGGAUGAUAAGGGUCCUCAAGACCGUACAAAAGAUGCUGGGGCUGGAGAGGAGCUAACUAAAGAUCCUAUUGAACAGGAGGAGAGGCGGCUUACUGAAUUAGGCCGUCGAACUCUCGAAGUAUUCAUCUUAAGCCAUGUUUUUAGCAGUAAGAUUGAGGUAGCAUACCAGGAGGCUGUGGCUUUAAAGAGACAGGAGGAGCUCAUACGCGAAGAGGAGGAAGCUUGGCUUGCUGAGAUUGAGCAGAAAGCAAGACGCGCUGCAUUGGACAAGGAAAAGAAGUCUAAAAAGAAGCAGGCCAAGCAGAAACGAAAUAAUCGCAAAGGAAAAGACAAGGGAAAGGAUGAGAAGACUAGUAGUCCUGUAAAAGGCCAAAAUGAGCUGGAUCAGGCGAUUAAUGGCAAAGAUUCCGAAACUAAUGAUUCAGGAACAGCACUGGAAAAAUUUGAUACUGUAGAUGUUUCAGACGUGUCUGAUUCUGUGGAUCAUGUUCCUGAAAUUCUUCCACCAGAUUCUGAUGACAGAGAUCCAAAUCCUAGCAAUUGGGAUACUGAUACUUACGAGAUUCAUCCUCAGAUGGAAGCUUGUAGCAGUGGGAUUCGUGGGCUUUCAAUUGUACAAAAUGGAAGUUCCUCUGCUGUGGAUGAUACCGAUACUUCAGAAGUUCAUCCUUCGAUGGAAGCCUGUAGUAGCCGAAUUAGUGGACUUUCAAAUGUACAAAAUGGAAGUUCCUCUGUUAUGGAGGAUAUCGAUACUUCAGAAGUUCAUCCUCAAUCGGAAACCUGUAGUAGUGAGAUUAGUGGACUUUCAAGUGUACAAAAUGGAAGAAGUUCCUCGGCUGUGGAUGAUAGCUCAUCCACCUGUUCUUCGGACUCGGUUCCUUUUGUUACAGUAAAUGCUUCCCACAAAGGAAAUUCUCAGAAUCCCCAAAAUAAAAAAUCUUCCAGGAGAAGUCGGAAUUAUCAGAGCAAGGCAGCUUCUCACUCUCCUCAUUGGGCAAGUGAAGAACCGAGUUGUCCAUCUGAAGCCGCGCCGGAUUCAGGGUCCUCAAUUGAAGCUCCUCAAAAUUCCAAAGCCGCGAAUUGUUCAUCGCCGCAGAAGGCGCUGAAUGGAGCCCAAUGGAAUGCGCACGAUAAGUCACAGGUGCAAGAAAAUGGUUCCUCUCAUAGGAUUGCUCGCGUUAUCUCUCCGCCUCCAGUCUCGGUUGCACCUGCAAAACCAGAGCCGAAACCUACAAAUGAUCCCCCUGUGAUUCGGAAAUCAUCUCCCAAACAAGCAGAUAGAUCAGUGUCUACACAUACGUCCGAAAAGGCGACUGCGAUGAAACCAGAUAUGCCCAAGGUUGCGACUCCAAAGCCCACCGCAAAGCCGUCUGGCCAUGUCGGAAACGAGAAGCCUCCAGCCACGACUGAUAAGCCCUCGUUGCCACCUUCGCUGGUUGUGUCGAGGCCGUUGAGCGCUCCUCUUAUUCCGGGCCCUAAGCAGCCGGUUUCCGUCGCGGUUCCAGCAGUCCCGACGGGGCCAAUGCUGUCGCGGUCAGUGAGCGCAAUCGGUCGGCUUGGGCCUGAUUCUGCCGCAUCAGCCGCUUAUAUUCCUCAGUCGUAUCGAAACGCUAUUUUGGGAACUUCUGCCGCCGGAAACUUGCCUUCUGCUCAAGAUCACCCUGUAAGCUCGACCGUAAAUAUGUCCGUGCCGUACUCCCAGGCCCCCGGAUUUGUUUCUGCGCCGCUCAGGCCGGAUCGAGUCGACCCGAAUCCAAUCCGACAGAGCUUUUCGUUCGGAAUGAUGAAUCGACCGGAUAUUAUCCCGAGCAGAACUUGGACCGAAUUCCCCGAAAGAGAUGGUAACAGGAACAUGUCGGGGGCUUUGAGGUUGAACGAUCUGCAGCAGCGUUUCGACGGAUACGGUUCGGUGCACCGAUCUCGGGACCCCUUCGGAUUCCCGGCGAGUACGUCCACCCGUCAAAACCAGGUUGUUCCCGACGAAUUUCCGCACCUGGACAUUAUAAACGACUUGCUCGACGACGAGCAGGGUGUCGGGAGCUCGACCGAACUGAGCCAACGACGUCACGGUUUCGGGAAUGGCGGGCAUCGCUACCUGAAUCAGCAGUUUGGCUUCCUCGGCGAUCACAGCAUCUCGAAUGGUCCGGCGGGCCUGUCGAGAAGCUCGCGUAGCUUCGAUCACGGGUAUGCUGCCUCUUACGACAUGAUUCCCCAGGCGAGCCCCCGAUCGUACGUGAAUGGCCCCCUGGCCGAUAAUAGUUUGAUUCCUAACCAUUGGCAGAUUCCGGUCGGCGAUCUGACGUUUCCGAAUGUCCGGAACGCUGACAACAACGGCUAUUCUUACCAUAUUCCCGAGUAUACUCCGAAUAUCAACUCCGGCAACAGCUAUCCAGGAUUCCGACCCUCCAAUGGACACUAGAAGUAAAGUAAGUCUGUUUUACUUAUACGCUUGAUGUCGAUACCUGUUAUACAGCCGUCAUCCCGCCCGGCCGACGACGUGGGCUUGGAGCAGCAGGACAAUAAGGACCAGCAGGCCUCCACCCCACCCCAGGUAAGAAAAAUAGUGUUUUGUAAAGCACGAAUCUCUGUUUCUAUCACUGCUUUCAGUUUGGAGUUCUUAUUGUUAGUGUUGCUGAUGGCCUUCUAGUUUGAGAUUUGUUGGCCCUUUUUUUUUUUUUUUUUUUUUAACAUUCACUGUCUAACUUGUGUUGUGAUUACACUUAUUCUGCUUAGUGGUUUCUUUUUUUUCUUCUUUGUUUA